AUGAAAAUGCAGUGCAAGACGGAUGGUUCCGGUGGGCAUUGCGCUCGUUGCCGGAACGCCAACCUAUUUUGCAAACAUAGCGAACCCGGCAGGCCAGGGAGGACUGUCACCAGAUCUGGCAAUGUGAUAGACCCGAACAGUGCAGCUGCUGUCGACUUGACAGUAUCCGCCAUAUCAACACCAACGCUGAGCCGUACGACAGCUGACGAAGGCACCUGGAGCCAGAGUACGCUCACCGAAUACGGUGCAGUUGAAAGGUCCGUUUACCUCAGGGAGGACCACAUCGGUACCUGCACAAAGGAUGGCUUCCUGGAUUCCUUUCCAGGUAGCCCAUACCUGCCUCUGGAUACGACGGAGUCGCUCGGCCCAUCAGAUUGGUUAUGGAACAUAUCUGAAGCUGAGGUGCGUCCAAAAAGCACAAUCGGUGACAAUCAGCAAGUUCAUCAAGGUGCUCCGGGCGAAAUGGGAGUUGCUGCAGACCCAAACCUCCCCUCUGCCACCUCCAGGACGAACACGACUUUACCGGUCGAUCGAAACUACAUGGAAAUACUCCAAUAUGCGACCAUUGCAGAUCAAGAGAUCGAGUCUUAG
Pseudomassariella vexata is the source of this 591-nucleotide messenger RNA. RefSeq lists its product as uncharacterized. The transcript has a single exon. The record is from RefSeq and is a predicted model, not a curated record. NCBI's taxonomy places the organism in Eukaryota, Fungi, Ascomycota, Sordariomycetes, Amphisphaeriales, Pseudomassariaceae. The coding region runs from base 1 to 591 and encodes 196 amino acids.